Molecule: messenger RNA, 1424 nt
Organism: Arabidopsis thaliana (thale cress)
Lineage: Eukaryota; Viridiplantae; Streptophyta; Magnoliopsida; Brassicales; Brassicaceae
Product: DNAJ heat shock N-terminal domain-containing protein
Exons: 2
Coding region: 188-712 (174 amino acids)
Biological process (GO): protein histidyl modification to diphthamide
Cellular component (GO): nucleus; cytoplasm
Molecular function (GO): metal ion binding
Source: RefSeq, marked reviewed
AAUCUUCCCAGAAUUACCCGAAAUCCGGAAGAAAGACUGAUCCGAAUCGACCCGAAAACCCGAAUGGUCAGACGAAGAAACCAACACACUAAAAACUCUUGGUCUCUUUAUCCUCCGAAUUUUCUCGCCGUCGCCGGUGAAUUUUGAGCCCUAGCACCGUCGUGAAUUAAGGAGGAUUCAACAAAUCAUGCUUGUCGGUGAGAAUUGUGUUCACGAGACAUACUACGAGAUUCUCUCCGUGAAAGAAGAUGCUAGCUAUGAAGAAAUCCGAAAUAGCUAUCGUUCUGCGAUUCUCCACUCUCAUCCAGAUAAGCUCAACAAUACUUCUCGUUCUAGCUCAGACGACGAGAAGUUUCUGAAGAUUCAAAAAGCUUGGGAAGUUCUAAGCGAUGCAGAGCUACGUGUAGUUUAUGAUAAUGAUCUUAGAUCUUCAAGACAUGAUGGAAUCACUGCUGAUGAGAUUAGUAUUGAGGAUAUGUCAGUGGAGAUUACUGGUGAUGUGAUUGAUCUUUUUUAUCAGUGUAGGUGUGGUGAUUACUUUUGUGUUGAUUCUAGUGAGUUAGGAACAAUGGGGUUUGCUUUGUUGAGAGAUGGUGAUUUUGUUUAUGUUAAGAGAUUGGGUGCUUUUGUGGCGUCUGUUGUUCUUCCUUGUGGUUCUUGUUCUUUGAAAACACGAGUUUGGGUUGAUUCUGAUAUGAAGAUUCCUAUCUAGGAUGGUCUAUUGUGAGCAAGGUGGUGAUUUGGGUUGGUACAGAAUUGAGUAAUCUCUAUUCAAGAUGAGUUUUUAAGACUGAAGUGAUCGUCAUGGUCUGGUUCGGAGGAGGAGUUCUGAUUGAGGAUGGUUAUUUGUGAUUGUGUGGAUAGGUUCAUAUAGGAAAAGUAUGGAUGGAGAUGAUUUCUUGUGACCAAUGUGAUCUCCUGCAAGCUUUUCUGUUGUGAGUUUUUUGUACUCAUUUAAUAUAGUUGUUGAACAACUUUUAGUUUGUAAGGAACUUAAAUUAUAAUGAGAAACAAAAGGGCCCUUUGGUUUUGCUACUCUUUUUUCCCUCUCUGGUUUCAGUUAUGUCUCCUUUUAAAUUUGCUGGAAGCUGAAUAUUCACGUGAAAUUAUCUUUAUUUUUGCGUUCUUGCGAAUAUCUGAUUCAGAACCUUCUUAAAGUUUUACUGUGCGUACGUUUGCGGAUAAGAACCUGACUGAGAAGAAGUGAUGUAGGUGUACUUGCAGUAGUACAUCAGGACUGUGCUUUCUCAAAAGAAUGAAAUUGUUUUUACACUGCCAAAUAUGGAUGUGAUGAGGAACAAAUUGUUGGUCUAUGGUAGACCGAAGGAUGGGCGAUACCACACUAGAUAGAGUACCAUGAUUCUUCAGGUAUCAAUCUUUCUAAGUGUGAACGUCUAAAGAAGCUGUGCAUACUUGUUUUAUUG